Erinaceus europaeus (western European hedgehog) is the source of this 1585-nucleotide messenger RNA. Its product is annotated as kinesin-like protein KIF12. The annotation marks the transcript as partial. The transcript is spliced from 7 exons. The record is from RefSeq and is a predicted model, not a curated record. NCBI's taxonomy places the organism in Eukaryota, Metazoa, Chordata, Mammalia, Eulipotyphla, Erinaceidae.
CAUCUGGGGCUCCUGUGCAUCCUGUUGCCUCCCUUUCCUGCAGCCUCAGGACUCAGCAGGGCCCGGGUGGCCUGGGUCCAGCGGAAUCUUUAUGGGAUGCUGCAAGAGUUCAUGCUGGAGAAUGAGAGGCUCAGGAGAGAAAAGAGCCAGCUGCAGAGUAGCCAGGAUGUGGCCCAGGGUGAGCAGCGCCUGCUGGCCCAGAAGGUCCAAGAGCUGGAGCGGCGCCUCCUCAGCUCCUGCUCCCACCAGGCAGGCCCUGGCCCAGCCCUACCAUGUCCCUGUGUGAUGGUGCCACCUCCCCUCUGCCAUGCUCUGCCACCCCUCUGUUCCUGCCCCUGUUGCCACCUCUGCCCCCUGUGCCGUGCACCUCUGGGCCACUGGGCCUGCCUGUGGAGGGAGCGCCACCUGCCCCAGGUGUGUGACCCUCAGGCCCCAGGUAGUGCACCACUGUCUGCCUGGCCCCGACCCUGGACACCACCAUGCAGCCCUGGUUUGGCCAAGAGUCGAAGAGAGAGCUCCCCCAGGGGUCAGAGUCACAGUGACUGGACACAGACCAGGGUCCUGGCAGAAAUGCUGAAUGAAGAGGAGGUUGUACCCUCUGCACCUCCGCUGCCCUCAGGGGCCCCAAGCAAAUCACCAGUGCCAGGAGGUGGGACUGCAGUUCCAAACCUGACCCGGAGACUAGAGGCCUUGAGAGACCAGAUUGGGAGCUCCUUAAAACGUGGACGGAGCCAGCCAGCCCCCAGCCAGGAUCUGCAGAGUCCCAGAUGAAUCCUCCCUCCCUACUGAGAGCACAGGGGAAACCAUGCAGCCUUGGGUUGGGAUCCAGCAUCUCCAGCUGUUAGAUGGGGUAGCAGUUGCUUCUCCUCCCUGUAACUGGGCUGAGGAUGGGAGGGAGAGGGGGAAAUCACUGGGGAGAACAAAGGCAGACCAUGGGAAAUGAGACUGGACUGAGGAACAACCAGGCAGGUGGUGAAAUACAAGAAUAAAGGGAGGUGUUGAUUCCAAGUCUGCUUGGUCCUUACACUCUAAGCAGGCAAUCUCUUCCUUGUGGGGAGAGGGACCUCAGAGAGGAGAGACUUUGCAGUAGUCUGAGGAGGUAGCAAGGAUUCUUGGCAGAGGUGUGUGCUGUCUUAUGAUCAGGAACGUUCCACCUCCUUCUAUUAUACAAGCUUUAAUUGAGCAAUUAUUAUGUGCUGUGGGACAGGCAGAGGGGAAACCAAAUGGUGUACAUCUUCUUGAAGGAGAUCAGUGUAGACUGAUUUGACCUAGAGCUGGGGCAGGUGGAGCAUGGAAGUGAGCAGGACCUCCCAAAUUUGGGUCCUGGCAUCAUCACUUAUCUGUGGGUGAUCUUGAGCAAGUGACUUCAUCCCUCUGGGCCUCAUCUGCACAAUGGACAUAGAUUGUAUCCCCUCACUGGACAGUCAUAGAAUUAAAACCAUUGAUACAUAUAAAAAGGCACAUUUUUUUAGUGCUCAAGAUACUUAAAACAAAAGCAAUCUUCAGUUAACAUGAUAAUCUAAGGGAAUUGACAAUUUGAGUUAAAAAUAUACAUCAAAUAUUUAUCCCACUUUAGACCACUAUU